CUGAACCACAUUCAACACAUGAAAGUGUAUCUUUUGUUCUGGGAGUUUUCAGAAUGCUUUUGAGGUCUGUCUUGUGUGGGGUUUAGCCUUGUGUUUACCAGUAUCUGAGAGACUUAAACAGGAGGAGGAGGCUUCAGCUAUGCUUAAAGCUCUGCUGGUGCUUGGAAGCUUUGUGGAUGAGGGUCUGAGUGUUCAUCUUCAGGCUGAGUUACUCCAGGUCCUGCUUAGUCCACACAAGUGCUUGCCAACGGAGCCCUGUUGUGCUUCGUUAGUCAGUGUCUUGGUUCUCCUGUGCUUGCAGAGUUUGAUGGGAACAUGGAGCCUUCUUCCCCACCAGACCCAGGGAGUCCUGCAGGGAGGAGCUCCUCUGUGCCACAGAGAAACUACCGCGUCCUGGUGGGUGUGACUGGGAGUGUGGCUGCCCUCAAGCUGCCCCUUCUCAUUGCUGAGUUGCUGAAGAUCACUGAGCUCGAAGUGAAGGUGGUCACCACUGAGAGAGCAAAGCAUUUCUACAACGUCCAGGAGAUUCCUGUCACCCUCUACAGCGAUGAAGAUGAAUGGAAGACCUGUGUGAUCCGUGCCUGGGAUCUGAGCAAACCUCUGCUCUUCUGCCCAGCAAUGAACACAGCCAUGUGGGAGCAUCCCAUCACAGCACGGCACGUGGAGCAGCUGAAAGGCUUUGGCUACACGGAGAUCCCCUGUGUGGUGAAGAAACUAGUGUGUGGAGAUGAAGGUCGCGGUGCCAUGGCAGAGGUGUGGACCAUUGUGGAGAGCGUGAAGAGGAUCCUGGAGGAGCGGGGCUUGCCAGCACAGAGCUGAUGUUUGGCACAUUCAUUGUGUUUGGUGCCUCCCUAAUGAUUUGAAGAUAAAACCAAGUGCUCUGCAACCAAAGAACUGAAACAGUUGCUUCCAGCUGGUGCCAGCCUCAAAUGUGGUUCAGUGCUGCAGACUCUCAGAAACCAAAGCCAAGGACAUGCUGCUUUAGUAUGGGAAAGCCCUGUGGUAUCUCACAGAGAUGGAGCAACGUUCUGCCUGGCCACUCACCUCGUGUCUCACGUUUCCUUCCUGAGGAGGCUGCAGAAGGAAUUGCUGAUGUAUUUCAGUGGUUUCCCCCAAGAGCUGCUGGAGAGAAAGUGCAGUGCAAGCCCUGGCCAUGGGGAUAGUGCUGGCCCCUGCAUGGGGAUAUCACUGCUCUCCAAAGCCUGGGUUGUAGUUGUGUUGGCUUCACCUUUCCAGCAGGAGUCACUGUCCAAAAGGCAUUUCAUAGGCUCGUAGAAUCACAGAAUGGUUUGGUUUGGAAAGGACCUUAAAAUCAUCCCGCUCCAACCCCUUUUUGGGACUUAAUAAAUGAGAGCUUUGCAUUCUGCCCCUGGAGAAUUGCCUCUUGUAGCUGCCCUGGGGGAUGUUUGCACCUCACGUCAUUGCUAAGCUGUUGUGUCUGCAUGUGGUUCCUGUCAGACUUGGGAAAAAUAGGCAGAAAGCAGCUUUUUAGUCCU
Messenger RNA from Pezoporus flaviventris, 1496 nucleotides. It is a transcript of the gene PPCDC, whose product is annotated as phosphopantothenoylcysteine decarboxylase. Bases 316 to 819 code for a protein of 167 amino acids. The transcript is spliced from 4 exons. The record is from RefSeq and is a predicted model, not a curated record. Gene Ontology annotation, cellular component: phosphopantothenoylcysteine decarboxylase complex. NCBI's taxonomy places the organism in Eukaryota, Metazoa, Chordata, Aves, Psittaciformes, Psittacidae. Gene Ontology annotation, biological process: coenzyme A biosynthetic process. Gene Ontology annotation, molecular function: phosphopantothenoylcysteine decarboxylase activity; FMN binding.